AUGCCGCUAGUUGUCCGUCCCGUGGAGCAUGCAGAUGUGGCCCAGUGCAUCGAGAUCCGCGUUGCCAGCCUUGGAUCUCUCGUCAUUGGACGCCCACCGCCGUAUCCAGGCUACGUCCAAGAGGCUGAAACCUCCGCCCACAGAGACCUUGACAAAAAAAGCCCCCAUGUGCGCCAUCUGAAAGUUGUGGAUGCCGAGAACGAGGCGGAAGUGAUCGCUUAUGGGAAAUGGGAGGUCUACCCUCGUGGGCGCCCAGACCUUGACAAGCUAGGCCAACCGAUGGAUGACGCAGACAAGCAGGUGGAUCGGUACGGGAUGUUGAGAGAGGCUGCUCAUGAGUAUUUUUGCAGUCGAAAUGGGGUGAUGGGAAAGCAUCCGCAUUUACUCUUGGCUCUCUUGGUGACAGACAGCCAGCACAGACAACGAGGUGCUGGUGCAACUGGUCUUCCUUGCUAUCUUCAGGCUUCUGAACAAGGACGGCGCUUGUAUGAACACUAUGGAUUUCAAGAGAUCGAUACGGUCGAGUACAAUCUUUCGGACUAUGGACUAGAAGGAGUUGAGAAAAUGACGGAGAUGUUAAGAGAACCGGGUACAAAGUCUGCAGCUGAGGCCUCAAUUUAG
Messenger RNA from Hyaloscypha bicolor E, 621 nucleotides. RefSeq lists its product as uncharacterized. NCBI's taxonomy places the organism in Eukaryota, Fungi, Ascomycota, Leotiomycetes, Helotiales, Hyaloscyphaceae. Bases 1 to 621 code for a protein of 206 amino acids. The record is from RefSeq and is a predicted model, not a curated record. The transcript is spliced from 3 exons.